UUACAUUACUUUCGUUAUUGCGGCAAAAGCUGAGCUGUGAAUGGCUUGUAGAAAAAGUGCGUCGUAGACAAGAGAAUUUUGUGCUGGUAAAAACGUUUUAGAAUAUCACAAGUUCUUAUCUUUUAUAAGAAUUAUUAAGAAAUCUAUUGCUGCAUUAGUUUGUUGCGUCAUACUAUGUAGUUGCACUCAAUCGACAAAGCGAAGUGGAUAUUGAAAGUCACACUAACUUCGUACACGGAAAGAAAGUUCAUCGCAUUCGAAAACUUCAUCUGUCAUGUGGAAAGCGAUAUCAAAGCGCUUUAAACGACCCUUCCUGAGACGGAAUAGUUUAAGACGUAACGAGGAAAACCAGACGUCCCAGGGCCGCGGGAACACCAACGCCAGGUCCAAGGAAGGAAAGCAGACUGAUGCGAUGUCAUCAAAACAAAUGAUCGAGGAACAUCUCCCUGUGACGUCUUUCCAAAGCAAAGAACAUCAGACGGAGGAGAAACAGUGCAGUUCAUUUGAGGAUAAAUCAGAUAUCAUGACAGUUCUUCAGAAGCUACGAGGCAUCGAUAAAGUCAGUUCGGAAAGAGAAAUGUUAGUAAAUCGAUCAGAGAAUUACGAACAUGUCGAUGAGAGACUUGAGACAGUGAACGAACACAACGCCUUGAAGACUGAGAUUGCGAAACUGAAAGUUAAAAUGGCGGAACUGAUACAGCAGCGCCACGAUGACAUGAGGAAAAUUGAGGAAACUAUUGAAGGACUGAAUGAGAUUGCUGAAAAUAUCGUUUCUGAAAAUUCGACGCUCCUGGUUAAAUUGGUUGAGCUGGCACAUCAGCAGGACAGUGAGAAUAACAAAAUGGCGGAAACCAUUGAAGGUCUGAAUGACGCCGUAGCCAAAAUGUCGUUGGAAAAUGCGACGUUGCAGGUUAAAACGGCCGAGCUGGCACAUCAGCAGGACAGCGAGAAGACCAAAAUGGCGGAGAGUAUAAAAUGUCUGAAUGACGCCGUAGCCAAAAUGUCGUUCGAAAAUUCGACGCUGCUGGUUAAAAUGACGGGAGUUCGAGGGCGUCCGCAGUGUGAGGCGAAGAUAAAUGAGGAUGACGUAAAAUGUCUGAAUGUGACUGCAGACAGGGAGUCGUCUGAAAAUGACAGGCUGUUACGUAACUGCGUUCAAGAUGACAACAACGUCGUUGCUAGAAGCAAGGACGUGGUGGAGCUUCGAGAAUCACGAAUAAGCAGGAUCCCGCUNAGCCUCACGAAGAGAAAUGCCAUGAUGCCGUUAAAAAGGACCAGAGGCGUCAGGCACUGACCUAGCAUCAAACGGACAAGAAACCAUUUGCUAACGGCGAAGAGCCCAAACUAAUAGACCCCCAGGCAUGAGGGCUUCUAAGAAACGAGACUCGUGGGAGAUGUUAGACAUCGGGCCAUUUUGUUCCUUGUGCCAACAUGAGUGGUGCUAAUGGCAGAGAUGAUGAGCUAAUUAACUUUGUAGUCUAUUAGUACAUUUAUAAAUUAAUAUGUGCUUUAUACACUUAGUACAAAACUUCUCUGGUUA
Molecule: messenger RNA, 1540 nt
Organism: Zootermopsis nevadensis
Lineage: Eukaryota; Metazoa; Arthropoda; Insecta; Blattodea; Termopsidae
Source: RefSeq, a predicted model, not a curated record